AUGAAUUCCCCAAACCAGAGCGUCCAGCCAUCGUCAGCGGCCUACGCCGGGCCGGAGCAGCCUCUGGUGAGCAGCAUGUUUGAGAGGACGCCGCUGCUGGGCCUGGGGCUCUCCGUCGCCGUCGCCACGCUCUUCCUGGGCAAGUUCCUGUUUGGCGGCGGCAGCAGCAAGAAGCUGGCCUUCCCCUUGGUCAAGAAGGACGGCGACGGGUACAACUUCCUCAGCGACGCGCUCAAGAUGGUGGAGAAGGGCCGCAGCCAACACCCCGGCAUGCCCUUCUUCAUCGAGGGCGAGAACGGGCCCCUGGCCAUCAUCCCGCCCAACAUGAUUGACGACAUUCGCAGCCACGAGGACCUCAGCUUCCACCUGACGGUGAGGGAGGACUUUCACGACGGCAUGCCUGGGUUCGAGGCCUUUACCAUCACUUCGCGUGGUGGAGGCGUUUUGCAGACUGUCAUCUCGAAGCAGUUGACGAAAUAUGUUGGUGUCAUCCUGAACAACCUAUCCGACGAGGCAGCCUAUGCUCUGCACAAGAACUUUGGCGAUGACACUGAAUGGCGGGAGCACACCAUCAAGCCCAUCAUCCUCGACACGAUAUCCCGCGUGGCAUCCCGCAUCUUCCUGGGCGAGGAUCUGUGCCGCAACGAGGAGUGGCUGGAGCUGAGCAAGGGCUACACCAUCGCGGCCUUCAUGGCGGCCAGGGACCUGAGGCAGAGGCCGUUCCACCUGCGCCGGCUGAUGCAGUGGUUCGAGCCCAGCUGCAAGACGCUGCGCAGGUACCGCGACAGCUCCCGGGCCCUGAUCCUCCCCAUCGUCGACAAGAGGCGCGCCCUGCGCCGCGAGUGCAUCGCCCAGGGCCGCCCGCUGCCCGUCUUCAACGACUGCAUCGACUGGUUCGAGGAGGAGGCCGCCGGCAGGGACUACGACGCCGGCAUGAUCCAGCAGGCCAUCGCCGCCACCGGCAACCACACCUCGUCCGACUUUACCACCAAGUUCGUCCUCAUCCUCGCUGAGCAUCCCGAGGUCCAGCAGGAGAUCAGGGAGGAGAUUGUCAGGGUGCUCGGCGCCGAGGGCUUGACCAAGGCGGCCCUGGCCAACCUGAAGCUCCUCGACAGCGCCAUGAAGGAGACCCAGCGUCUGCAGCCUCUGACUACCUCCCCCAUGGCCCGCAUGGCCACAAAGGACAUCCACCUGGCCAACGGCGUCUGCAUCCCCAAGGGCACGCCCCUGGUCAUUGACGGCAGCUGGCGGCUGAGCCCCGACAUCUACGAGAACCCGCUCGAGUUCGACGCGCACCGCUUCCUCAAGUGGCGCGGCACCGACAGGGAGAACAUGGCGCACUUUGUCAGCACCGCCGCCUCGCACACCGGCUUCGGCCACGGCAUCUACGCCUGCCCCGGCCGCUUCUUCGCCACCAACGAGCUCAAGGUCAUCCUGUGCCAGCUCAUCCUCAAGUACGACUGGAAGCUGGCCGAGGGCUCCACCGCCGAGCCCCUCGUCUUUGGCUUCAACCUCGACGCCUCGUGGGACGCCAAGAUCAUGGUGCGGAGGCGGAAGGUGGUCGAGUUGGACAUUGAUGCUUUGUCGGCGUAG
Messenger RNA from Pyricularia oryzae 70-15, 1593 nucleotides. RefSeq lists its product as uncharacterized. The transcript is spliced from 4 exons. Gene Ontology annotation, molecular function: monooxygenase activity; heme binding; iron ion binding. The record is from RefSeq and is a predicted model, not a curated record. Lineage: Eukaryota; Fungi; Ascomycota; Sordariomycetes; Magnaporthales; Pyriculariaceae. The coding region runs from base 1 to 1593 and encodes 530 amino acids.